AUUAUACCUAGUGAAUACCUCAUCAUUAGCAGCUGAAGUACCAAUGCCUGGUAUGGCUAUAUAUGGCAUUGGUAAAAGAAGUCGUGAUUAUGUAUUACGAUUGUUAGCCUCUGAAGCAAGUGGUAAUGGUGGUGAUGAUGAUGGAAUAGAGGAUGAUGAUGAUGAUGAUAAUGGUAAACAUAAUAAACAUCAUCAUCACUUCCUCAAUUGGUCUCCUGGUCCUAUGUAUUCCCCUAUGUCCGAUGCCAUCUUUAAUAAUUGUAGUCAUCCCAGAGCACUAGAAUCAUUCGAUUCUAGUCAUACCACAAUGGUAAAGGAACAUCAUCAUGGUCAUCAUGUCUCUGUGGAAGUACCCAUCAAUAACAACAACAACAAGGAUAUGGAGGAGGAUGAGGAUGAGGAUGAGGAUGGGGAGGAUGCUAAUUAGACAGAAGCCCAAGAUAUCACCGUCUUUCGUCGAUCCAAUGAUAUCAGCAAGUAAAUGUAUUAGAUGUUUGAUAGAUGGUAAUUAUGUAAAUGGCGAUAACCAUGUUGACUAUUAUGAUGUUUAUUUAACUAAUGAUGAUAAAGACAACCGUAUUAAUAAUAACAACAAC
Molecule: messenger RNA, 596 nt
Organism: Perkinsus marinus ATCC 50983
Lineage: Eukaryota; Perkinsozoa; Perkinsida; Perkinsidae
Exons: 3
Biological process (GO): tetrahydrobiopterin biosynthetic process
Molecular function (GO): sepiapterin reductase (NADP+) activity
Source: RefSeq, a predicted model, not a curated record